GUUGAGUAUAAAACAACCACGCCUGCUCUUCUGAUUUCAUAUCGUUAAAAGCGAAGAUCGUCUCUACCUCUUUUGUCUGAAUUCUUUGACUCUAUUUGAGGAGCAAUUUUUUAGGUUGUAGUAAAGAAAAUGGUGAAGAUCUGUUGCAUUGGAGCUGGUUAUGUUGGUGGGCCUACAAUGGCCGUGAUUGCACUUAAGUGCCCAUCUAUUGAAGUGGCUGUUGUUGAUAUCUCUGUAUCUCGGAUUAAUGCCUGGAACAGCGACCAGCUCCCUAUCUAUGAGCCUGGUCUUGAUGGUGUUGUGAAGCAGUGUCGGGGCAAGAACCUUUUCUUCAGCACUGAUGUAGAGAAACACGUGCGCGAGGCUGAUAUAGUCUUUGUUUCUGUCAACACUCCCACCAAGACUCGGGGACUUGGAGCUGGCAAAGCUGCAGAUCUUACAUAUUGGGAAAGUGCUGCCCGCAUGAUUGCUGAUGUAUCAAAAUCUGACAAGAUUGUUGUUGAGAAAUCAACAGUUCCUGUCAAAACUGCUGAGGCAAUUGAAAAGAUUCUCACCCAUAACAGCAAGGGAAUUAAAUUCCAAAUUCUUUCAAACCCAGAGUUCCUUGCAGAGGGAACUGCUAUUCAAGAUCUUUUUAACCCUGAUCGAGUUCUCAUUGGAGGCCGGGAGACCACAGAAGGUAAUAAGGCUGUUCUAGCAUUGAAGGAUGUUUAUGCUCAUUGGGUCCCUGAAGAACGAAUUCUGACCACCAAUCUUUGGUCUGCAGAGCUUUCAAAGCUUGCUGCCAAUGCUUUCUUGGCUCAGAGGAUCUCAUCUGUAAAUGCCAUGUCUGCUCUUUGUGAGGCAACUGGGGCUGAUGUUACACAGGUGUCAUAUGCUGUUGGUAAGGACACGAGGAUUGGACCCAAAUUUUUGAAUGCUAGUGUUGGUUUUGGGGGGUCCUGCUUCCAGAAGGACAUUCUAAAUCUUGUUUACAUCUGUGAGUGCAAUGGCCUUCCCGAGGUGGCCGAGUAUUGGAAGCAAGUCAUUAAAAUCAACGACUACCAGAAAAACCGUUUCGUUAACCGUGUUGUUUCCUCAAUGUUUAACACAGUUUCAAACAAGAAGAUUGCUAUUUUAGGAUUUGCCUUUAAGAAGGAUACUGGUGAUACAAGGGAGACCCCAGCCAUUGAUGUAUGCAAGGGGCUUUUGGGAGACAAAGCUCGACUGAGCAUAUAUGAUCCACAGGUCACUGAGGACCAGAUCCAGAGGGAUCUUACCAUGAACAAGUUUGACUGGGACCAUCCCCUUCACCUCCAGCCCAUGAGUCCUACAACUGUUAAGCAAGUCAGUUGUGUCUGGGAUGCUUAUGAGGCAACAAAGGAUGCUCAUGGAAUUUGCAUUCUGACUGAGUGGGAUGAAUUUAAGAAUCUUGAUUUCCAGAGGAUAUAUGACAAUAUGCAAAAGCCGGCUUUUGUUUUUGAUGGCAGGAACAUCGUGAAUGUGGACCAGCUGAGGGAGAUUGGUUUCAUAGUAUACUCCAUUGGUAAACCACUGGAUCCAUGGCUCAAGGACCUGCCUGCAGUGGCAUAAAUGUGAUACACAGGUUUGAUGCUUGUGUUGAGGGUCAACAGAAUUACAGUUUGAGACCGUCAAUUUGAUUCCUUACUAUUCAUUUGUUUGACCAAUUUUAUUGUUCCUUGCUUUCCCAUAGUAGCCAUUGCAGUGAAGGUAAAAAGGCUCUGUUUUGUGCCUUACAUUGUAUUGGACGAUAUUACCAUCUCUGUUGUUUGUUAGAGAACAUUAUUCUUGUUCAAUUUAAUCUUCUUUCAUCUGUCUAAUGGUGGAACUUCAUAAA
Molecule: messenger RNA, 1837 nt
Organism: Durio zibethinus
Lineage: Eukaryota; Viridiplantae; Streptophyta; Magnoliopsida; Malvales; Malvaceae
Gene: UGD2
Product: UDP-glucose 6-dehydrogenase family protein
Biological process (GO): glycosaminoglycan biosynthetic process
Cellular component (GO): nucleus
Molecular function (GO): NAD binding; UDP-glucose 6-dehydrogenase activity
Source: RefSeq, a predicted model, not a curated record